Spea bombifrons (plains spadefoot toad) is the source of this 975-nucleotide messenger RNA. It is a transcript of the gene ANKRD66, whose product is annotated as ankyrin repeat domain 66. The record is from RefSeq and is a predicted model, not a curated record. Lineage: Eukaryota; Metazoa; Chordata; Amphibia; Anura; Pelobatidae. The coding region runs from base 76 to 663 and encodes 195 amino acids. Gene Ontology annotation, molecular function: protein binding. The transcript has 4 exons.
CAGCGAGAUGUUCCUAGGGGAACCCAAGCUGCAAUUCUGCACCUCUAGGACAAGGCGCAUCAUCGAAGUCACGCUAUGGCCGACACGACAGAGCUCCAUCAAGCAGCUGCUUUGGGGGAUUACGAUUUGGUGUCCGUUAUACUAAAGAAGGGGCUCCACGAUCCAAAUUACAAAGACAUGGACUGGAACGACAGAACGGCCCUGCACUGGGCGGCAACCAAAGGACAGUCGGAUACGGUCAAGCUGUUAAUUGAAUACGGCGCCCGGCCCUGCCUGAGGACAGACAUCGGGUGGACCCCGGCACAUUUUGCUGCGGAGUCCGGGAAGCUGAGCGUUCUCCGAGCCCUGCAUUCUCUACACGCUCCUAUCGACAUGGCAGACAUACACGGGGACACCCCGAGGAGGAUAGCGGAGAUAUACGGCCACAAAGAGUGCAUGAAGUUCCUGGAGUCCGCAGAGGUAGAGUGCCGGGAUCACCGACGGGCGGCGGAGUUGGCGGGGGACCCCUUGGAUGAGCGGGAUGAGGACUGGGAAUCUAAACGGAGCGAAUUACAAAAAGCCCAACGAAAUUCUAAAAGGGACGUCAAAGCGAUGAACAAAAAUUUCCUCCAGCCGCUGCUGAGCCGCAGGUCCUCGAAAACCGGAAAUAAAUCCCAGAAGUAAAUUUGUUGUCCGGGAAGGAAAAGGAGAUUAACAGAGAGACGUCUGAUAGAGCGACCCUCAUCGGAUAUUCCUUACCCCCUCUUACUACGGUAAUCGUAAGCAUUGAAUGGAACGUGGAUAAAGGGAGGCUAUAACCAGCAACAAAGCAAUAGAAUUUGUUUCUUACAUGACCACUGGUCUGGCAUGACAAGCAUGUGACAAGGCAGUGGUGGAUAAGUAGAGCAGCUGUCCAGCAGAGGUGGUAGAGGUUAAUACAGUGAGGGGAUAUAAACAUGCAUUGGAUAAACAUAUGGCUUUUGAAUACAAGACAAG